Phalacrocorax carbo (great cormorant) is the source of this 735-nucleotide messenger RNA. Lineage: Eukaryota; Metazoa; Chordata; Aves; Suliformes; Phalacrocoracidae. The record is from RefSeq and is a predicted model, not a curated record.
AUGCUGGCCGCCUCCCGCCGCUGCUGCCGCUGCUGCUGCUCGGGGCCCUGGGGCGGCCGGGGGGGGGGCUCGGCCCCGCCCCCGCCCCCCCCCGCCGCGACCCCCGCCGCCACCCCCGCGCCCCGCCACAACGCCUCCAGGCCGGAGUUCCCGUGCGGGGGGCAGCACCGCGGGGAGUCGGGGUUCAUCGCCAGCGAGGGCUUCCCCCGCCACUACCCGCCCGGCCGCAACUGCACCUGGACCAUCACGGUCCCCGAGGGGCAGGUGGCCACCCUCUCCUUCCGCGUCUUCGACCUGGAGCCGGACCCGCGGUGCCGCUUCGACUCGCUCUCGGUGUUCGGGGGCCACGGGCCGGGGGCGCCGCUGCUCGGCCGCUUCUGCGGGACGUUCCGGCCCGGGGCGCUGCGGGCGGCCGGGAACCGCCUGCUCCUGCGCAUGGAGAGCGACGCCGCCACCGCCGGCCGCGGCUUCCUCGCCUGGUUCAGCGCCGGCCUCCCCCCGGCCCACGGUGAGCCCGGGCGGGGGGCACCGCCGGCACACAGGAGGGACCCCCCCGGAACGCAGGGAGACCCCCCGGAACGCAGGGAGACCCCCCGGAAUGCAGGGAGACCCCCCGGAAUGCAGGGAGACCCCCCCGGAAUGCAGGGACCCCCCCCGGAAUGGACCCCCCCCGGAAUGCAGGGAGACCCCCCCGGAAUGCAGGGAGACCCCCCGGAACAAUGGGGGGGGAAAUAG